AUGAAGUCCGCCUUUGUGUUUCUGGCCUUCUUGGCUGUAUCGCAGGGAAUUCUCAGAAACUGCCUGCUCAGGAUUCCCGUAAUGAGAGGGAAGUCAGCCAGGCAGCAGCUGGAGGAGAGAGGCCUGUUCGAAGACUACAGGAGGAAGUUUCCACACAAGCCAGCAGCAAAGUUUCUCCCCAGGAAUGAGCAGAGUGUGGUGCCCAUGACCUUUGACCCAGAUACAACAUACUAUGGCAAGAUUGGCAUUGGGACUCCACCUCAGUUCUUUAAAGUUCUCUUUGACACCGGCUCCUCUGACCUGUGGGUUCCCUCCAUCAGCUGCACCAGCUCUGCUUGUGACAAACAUGUGAAGUUCAACAGCUCAGCAUCCUCCACUUUUCAGGCCGGCGCAAAGACUUUCUCCGUCUCAUACGGCAGUGGAUAUGCAGCAGGGAGUACUGGAUAUGAUCUCAUAAAGAUAAGCAAUCUCUACGUGGAGCACCAGAUAUUCGGCCUCACUGUAACAGAGGAAGCUUUCCUGGGCUUUGUACCCUGGGAUGGGAUUCUUGGUCUGGCCUUCCCUGGCUUGUCACAUGAAGGAGGCACACCUAUAUUUAACAACAUAUGGAACCAGGGCAAAAUCCCACAGAACAUGUUCUCCAUGUACCUGAGCCGUUCUAUAGAGGGCAGUAUGUUAAUUCUGGGAGGAACUGAUUCCUUGUAUUACACUGGAAGCAUCCAGUGGAUCCCCCUGUAUCAGGCCACUAACUUUUGGAACAUUCAAAUACAAAGCAUCACCAUCAAUGGGAACACUGUUGCAUGCUCAGGGAGUUGUGCAGCAUCAGUGGACUCUGGUACUUCUUUCAUCAUCGGCCCUAGCAAAGAUAUUAACAACAUCAACGGUUGGUUGGGAGCUUUCUCAGAUCAGUAUGGUGAUGCUGCUCUGAGCUGCAGUAACACAGAUCUCUUGCCAGACAUUGUGUUCAACAUAAACGGCUACAGCUUCGCUCUCCCUCCAUCAGCCUACGUCAUCAAGUCUGCCUCUGGGUGCAGAACAGGGUUUGCAUCUGGCACCUGGAUCCUGGGUGAGGUCUUCAUGCAGCAGUUCUACACCGCCUUCGACAUCAACAACAACAGGGUGGGCUUUGCUCAGGCUGUGUAAAUGCAUGUGAAAAGCUGGGCCAGUUUAAAAACGAUAUUAGCCAUUUGCCUAAGGCUCUAGUCUGAAAGUCUGCGAUAUUAAGAAACUAAUUUACUUUAUUUUGUAUCACCACGAUACCUGUAAAA
Molecule: messenger RNA, 1268 nt
Organism: Perca fluviatilis (European perch)
Lineage: Eukaryota; Metazoa; Chordata; Actinopteri; Perciformes; Percidae
Product: pepsin A-like
Exons: 9
Coding region: 1-1143 (380 amino acids)
Biological process (GO): proteolysis
Molecular function (GO): aspartic-type endopeptidase activity
Source: RefSeq, a predicted model, not a curated record